AAUUAUCAAAAAAAAUCGUUGAGUUAUAGAAUGGAUGAACAAACACAAAAUUCAACCACCAUUAUCAAUGUAACUUCUGAUGCAGAAAAUAGUGAACACACCUUUUACGAAAGUCCUCCUCCACAACCUCCUUAUAUCAGUAAAUUUUGGAAAGAUAUACUUGCAACAGAAGUGGUCAAUUAUACUCGUUUAAAAAAAACUCCUACUAUAUCUCUUCCUGGUAUACAUGCACUACCAAAACAACCACAUAUAACAGAUCAUUUUGGUUCAAAAAAACCUCUGCCACCAUCUGUUACUGAAAGAAUUGAUCAUGCUUUGUUGAAAGCAUGGGUAAUGGCUGGUAUACCAUUUGAAGUCAUAGAAAAUCCAUUUGUUAUAGAUCUGUUUAAUGAACUUAACCCAGGAUAUACACCACCAUCAAGAACAACAUUAUCUGGUCGGCUUUUAGAUCAGGAAGUUACUAGAGUCAAUCUAAACAUUGAAAAAGAGUUGGAGUCUUCUGAUAAUUUAACAUUGAAUGGUUGGACUUCUAGGAGAAAUGAAUCUUUAUACAACUACAUUAUCUCUACACCAUCUAGGAAAGAAUACUUAAUAGCAUUAAAAAAUUAUUCAGGUUUUUCUCACACUGGUAACUUUCUUGCAAAAGAAAUUUCAGACAUUGUAGAACAAAUUGGUUCAGAUAAAUUUGCUGCUGUAGUUACCGAUGCUGCUCCAGCAUGUUGUGUUGCAUGUGAAAAAACUGAAGAAAUGUAUCCUCACAUUUGGGAUAUAAGAUGUGCGGCACAUUCAAUCAAUUUAAUAGCAGCAGAUCUUGUCAAAAUUGAUGAUAUCAAAGAAUUUAUUACAAAAUGUGGAAAAAUCACAAAAUUUUUUCACAAUUCUCACCAAGCAUGUUUUAAGUUACGUCAAGGAUUGCAGCAAAUGAAAAUCAGAUCUGAAGGGUUACAAACUUGGGUGAAAACAAGGUGGGGUUCACUUUAUAUGACAACUGAUUCUAUUUUACGUGCAGUACCAGUGUUUGAUUGGAUAAUUGUUGAAAAUAGUGAUGUAAUUUCAAAUGAUGAAGUAUUGUUUUUACUACAAAAUGAAGAUUUUUUAACCAAAUGCCGCCAUGUUCGUUCAGUUUGGGAACCUAUUAAAAAAUGUAUAGACAUACUAGAAUCAGACACAGCCACCUUGGCAGAUUGUUUUGUUUACAUGAUCAAAUUAGCUGUUGCAAUUUUCAACUUACCAGACUCAAAUCAAUUUAAAAUCUCUGCAAUCCAUAUAUUUAACAAUCGCUAUAUGGAAUUUCAACAUCCUGCUUAUUUACUAUGUUAUUACAUUCACCCAUUCUACAGAGCAUUAGUUGCUGUUAAGUUGUGGAAAAAUUUAAACCACAGUGAACAAGAAAGUAAUGAAUUAAUUUCUCAACUACGAAAGUUUGAAGCAAAAUUACCUCCUUACGACUUACCAUACAUUGAAGGAAUGGACACACCUGAACUUUGGUGGGGUUCAAUUAAAAAUAAACCUAGCCAUUUAUCUGAAAUUGCAAUCAGAUUAUUUGGAAUAACUCCAACUCAAGCAAAUUGUGAAAGGAAUUUCUCUACUCUUAAAUGGAUAAUAGGAGAUCAUAGAACUAGACUUGCCAUACAGAAACUUGAGAAUAUUUCAAAAAUUAGGUCUUACUAUUUAACCAAUAUAAAAGCUGAACUCUUGUAUUGUGAUAAAGAAUCAACUAGCAAUGAAUUAAGAAAUGCAGCAAAUGAUUCAUCAAUUGGGACUUUAAUGAAUUUAGAAUCAGAAGAUGAUUAUUUAAAUAAUGUUAAUUUAAAUAAUAAUUCAAUUCAGGCAAGAAGCACCUUAAUAAUUGAAGACAUUGUUGAUUUUAAUUUUUUUAAUAAUAAUGAA
Entrophospora candida is the source of this 1890-nucleotide messenger RNA. The record is from the annotation of a GenBank genome assembly. NCBI's taxonomy places the organism in Eukaryota, Fungi, Glomeromycota, Glomeromycetes, Entrophosporales, Entrophosporaceae.